AUGGCUGCCCUGGCGAUUGCUGCCCUGGCGAUUGCUGCCCCGUGCAGGGCUCUCCUGCGGGCAGGCGCUGAGCAGAUGCUUCGAGGAGGAGUCUGGGACCUACUCCGUUCGCGAAGUGGAGCAGGCACCUCUGGCCUGGAGCGCGACUUCAGCCUCUCUCAGAGUCGGGGCACAGUUAUUGUGGAGCGCUGGUGGAAGGUGCCACUCGCCGGGGAGGGUAAGAAGCCGCGCCUGCACCGGAGACACCGCGUCUACAAGCUGGUGGAGGAUACGAAACACCGACCCAAAGAGAACCUGGAGCUCAUCCUCACACAGUCCGUGGAAGAACUUGGAGUUAGGGGCGACUUGGUCUCAGUAAAGAAAUCAGUGGGCCGGAAUAAACUCCUUCCUCAAGGACUAGCAGUAUAUGCAUCCCCUGAAAACAAGAAGCUUUUUGAGGAGGAGAAAUUGCUAAGGAAAGAAGGAAAAUUAGAGAGGAUCCAGACGAAGGCAGGUGAGGCGACAGUAAAAUUCUUGAGAAGCUGCCACUUGGAAGUAGGGAUGAAAAACAAUGUCAAAUGGGAGCUAAACCCUGAAAUAGUUGCUCGUCACUUCUUCAAGAACCUUGGUGUUGUGGUAGCUCCUCAUGCAAUAAAGUUACCAGAAGAGUCUAUCACCCGAUGGGGCGAGUACUGGUGUGAGGUGACGGUAAAUGGACUGGACACUAUAAGGGUACCUAUGUCUGUGGUGAACUUCGAGAGGCCCAAGACCAAAAGAUACAAGCACUGGUUAGCCAAGCAGGCGGGCGAAGGAGAUGGCCUCAAAAUGCCCCUAGACUUUGUGACACAAACCCUCCCUCCAAAGUAG
Elephantulus edwardii (Cape elephant shrew) is the source of this 846-nucleotide messenger RNA. RefSeq names its product mitochondrial ribosomal protein L9 (gene MRPL9). Lineage: Eukaryota; Metazoa; Chordata; Mammalia; Macroscelidea; Macroscelididae. The record is from RefSeq and is a predicted model, not a curated record. Gene Ontology annotation, cellular component: mitochondrion; ribosome. Gene Ontology annotation, molecular function: structural constituent of ribosome. Gene Ontology annotation, biological process: translation. The transcript is spliced from 7 exons. The coding region runs from base 1 to 846 and encodes 281 amino acids.